CGCGCUUAUUGCAACACUGAUAGACGUGGCAUUAGUUGUUUUGCAGACUUCUAGUUGUGAGGCUAAAAUCCCGGCGAUACCGUAGGUAACCGCAGCGCAAUGGAUCAUCACGUAUAGGCACCUUUAGAUAAGAUUAUUUUGAGUGUGUUAAGGUCUUAUUAAUUUUCAACGAUACAUCGGUUUGUGAUUUGGUGAACGACGAUUAAAAUGUCUGGUUUCGACGAGAAUCCCUUCGCGGAACCAAGCAUCAAUGAUCCAUUUGCGGAUCCUGCAAUAAGGAGAGCUGUAUCCUCCACACCGGCCAACAGAGGUUUGGAAGAUUAUAAUCCAUUUGCGGAUCAGGGAACACAAGGAACAGCACAAGUCAGAGGUGCUUCAAACCCUCCUAUUUAUGGGGGAGUUGGAGCAACACAGCAACCAGCUACGCUUCAACCUACGAGUCAAGAAGCUCCACCACCUAACUAUGCCCGUACUCCUCAGCAAACGGUGAAUGCUGCACUUGGAAGCACAUUGUCUCUUACUUCGGAUGUAAAUCAAAGAUCGGAGCCAGAAUGGAAAGGAAGAACAGAAGAGGAUAUGAGAAAUACGCCAUAUUAUCCAAAGCGUCACAACUGGCCACCUUUACCUGAUAAGUGUUGCUUCCAACCUUGUUUCGAUCAAGAUAUAGAUGUGGAAAUAAGUACAGACUUUCAGAAAGUUGUCAGGCAAUUGUAUCAUCUAUGGAUGUUUCAUGGCUGUGUUUUGGUUCUAAAUGUUUUUGGUGGAUUUGUGCUGAUUUUAUGUAAUGAAAGGUUUUCAACAUUUGGUCUUGGAAUAUUGUAUCUUAUACUUUUUACACCCUUCUCGUUUUUGUGUUGGUUUAGACCGGCAUACAAGGCUUUCAAGAAUGAUAGCUCUAUCAACUUCAUGGUGUUUUUCUUUGUCUUUUUCUUUCAACUAAUUGUAACAGCAAUUCAGGCUAUAGGCAUUCCUGGCUCAGGAACUUGCGGUAUAAUAACAGCCAUGUUGAUGUUCGACAAGUCCGCCAAGGGAAUCUUUGUUGGUCUUUUGUUGCUCUUUAUCGCCCUAUGUUUUGUUCUUGCUGCGUGUGGUGAUCUUCUAUUGUUGACCAAGAUUCAUCGUAUUUAUCGUUCGUCGGAAGCGAGCGUUUCGAAAGCACAACAAGAGUUCGCUACAACAUUUUUGCGCAAUGAACACGUGCAAAACGCUGCGAGUAACGUUGCUGCCACUGCUGUUCGCACCCAAAUGGCUAACGCUGCUAAUCAACCACGCUACUAAGCGUUAUUUUGCCACACUCCAAGAUUUAUUCUUCAGGUACUCUGAUGUUUUACUUCUCAAUAAAUCAAUAGAUCAUCUUAGUUUCGGUGCUUCUGUAUCGAAACAGGAUUACGCCGUCUUACAGAAGUCUAUAUUUCAAUUGGAAAAUUAUAACGUUAACGUUAGAAUCAUAUUUUCAAUUAUUUGUGUUUGAACAUAUAUCAUGCAUGUUUUGUUGAAAUUAAUAGUCUAAUUUAUUGGCAAAGAAUGUUACUGGAUAUUUUUAACAAAUGUUUAUAAAUUAUCACCUAUUCGCAACAGUAUUUUAAAUUUGAAUAACACACGAUGUUUGUGUGUGAGUGCGCGCGCCUAUGUAUUACUUAACGUAUACUUUGUAAGUUAUGUUUCGUUUUUUUUUCUUUUUAACAAAAAAAGAAGUCACGAAAUAAUUUAUCAUGUAGUAGGAGUGAGCUAAUAAUCAUAUCAGUAACUUUUGUAUUAUUGCUUCUAUUAUACAUCAAUAUAUUUGCUAGCUUUUCUAUUUUAAAGUGGCACUUUUAUUCAUGAUGUUGUAAUCAUGCGCGAUUUAUACGAAGAAAAAUGUGUUUGGUUUGCUGAUAAUCAAAAUAAUUUUAUAACACGGUUAUAUCCAUCCGUUCAUAGAGUUUAAUUUUCAUUUGUUGUGUCGAUAAGCGUUAACUUAAUUACGAAUUAUACGGAAAUGAUACAUCUUUUUAUCUAUCCCAUAAUGUCCUAUACAUUCCUUGCAACGUGUAAUAUAUGGCCUUUCCUGAUUAAGUACUUGUUAUCUAGCACCAUAAAAUAUUAUAACACUUUGUAAAGUUUAAUCUAUAAACAUACGUAUAGGAAAUAAUUUGAAAACAAAUUACUUUUACAUACGUUUAAUUAUUUAUUAAUUAUUGAUAUAUUAUUUGUAACCUGCAUCGGGUUGCAUCGUUGCUGUUACUUUAUUGGAUGUAUCGAAACAUGUCCGAAUGAAGUGGAAAAUUUGUAUUGAGUAAAAAAAUGUUCAGGAGUAUCGAGAAAAAGGUACCUUGUUAUUUGUUGAGA
Molecule: messenger RNA, 2328 nt
Organism: Megachile rotundata (alfalfa leafcutting bee)
Lineage: Eukaryota; Metazoa; Arthropoda; Insecta; Hymenoptera; Megachilidae
Gene: Scamp
Product: secretory carrier membrane protein
Biological process (GO): protein transport; protein dephosphorylation; cilium assembly
Cellular component (GO): trans-Golgi network membrane; recycling endosome membrane
Molecular function (GO): protein tyrosine phosphatase activity
Source: RefSeq, a predicted model, not a curated record